AUUAAUGAUACCAUUUUUAAUUAUAGUAAUGCUGAAUAGAAUAAACAACUACCUAAGUAAAUAAAAAAAUUCGAAAAAUCCAUUUUGAUUUCAGGUUCUUGCUUUAUAAUAUACAGAUGAAUCCAAAAGACUUUGAUUUAUUUAACAAACAGAAGAAAGACGACAAGUCAAAAAUCAGUAUGGCCGUGAAUUUGCUAGCGAGGGUCAACGAAAAACAAGUUGUAUCUCGUCUGCUAACUUUACAUAGAAAUUGUGUAAUCUAAUCGGUAAAAGUUUUGUCAAAAUUCACAAAAUGCAAGCUGCAAGGGUGGUUUCCGGCGUCAAUAUUUUAAAAAAAGUUACAAGCAGAUCCAAAGUAUCUCAUUUUAAAAGAUGUAUUUCAACCACACAUUCUUUGAAGGAUUCAUUUCAGGUUCAAGACGCUGAUGACUUCAACCAGAGAGUAAAAAACAGCAAGAAGCCCGUGGUCGUGGAUUUUUUUGCAACGUGGUGUAAUCCUUGUAAAGCACUUGCCCCUCGUUUGGAGAGUGUGAUUGCUGAAACGAAUGGAAAGGUAGAUCUAGCCAAAGUUGAUAUCGACGAGCAUUCAGACCUGGCUCUUGAUUAUGACGUUGGCUCUGUACCUGUCCUACUUGUAAUACGCAAUGGCAAAGUCGAGGAACGACUUGUGGGUCUUCAGGACACCGACAAACUCCGAAAGUUCAUUGAUAAGGCUGUGGCUGCAAACUAGAACAAUCCAAUUAUGAUUAGUAUUUUCAAUUAUAAUUAUUAUUGUGAUCACAGGCCUUGAAUUGAUAGAAAUAUAAUAACAUACAAGAAUAUAAGAAAUCUGCAAUGUAAUAUUAUUACUAAUUUGGCUUUCAAAAUUAUAUUUAAAAUUCCAAGUACCAUUCUGUAUAUUCGCCAUGUUGGGUAUGAUGUAAUGCAAAAAUGUUGUUGUGUAUAUAGUUGAAAAAAUCUCUAACUCAA
Molecule: messenger RNA, 969 nt
Organism: Nilaparvata lugens (brown planthopper)
Lineage: Eukaryota; Metazoa; Arthropoda; Insecta; Hemiptera; Delphacidae
Product: thioredoxin, mitochondrial
Exons: 3
Coding region: 293-730 (145 amino acids)
Cellular component (GO): cytoplasm
Molecular function (GO): protein-disulfide reductase activity
Source: RefSeq, a predicted model, not a curated record